This is a messenger RNA of Lactuca sativa (garden lettuce), 1869 nucleotides long. Its product is annotated as UDP-glycosyltransferase 84B1. The record is from RefSeq and is a predicted model, not a curated record. NCBI's taxonomy places the organism in Eukaryota, Viridiplantae, Streptophyta, Magnoliopsida, Asterales, Asteraceae. Gene Ontology annotation, molecular function: quercetin 3-O-glucosyltransferase activity; quercetin 7-O-glucosyltransferase activity.
CAUAUAAACCCAUUUGUGAAAAGUAAAAGGAGACACAUCACAAUUCACACAUUUCCUGCAGAUCAUUCCAUUCCUAGUAUAUACUCAUUUGAAAACUUAAAGGUUUCCGUCUUCUUCCCAUCAUCGUCUAUUCAGUAUUCACACCACAAAACACACAAACAGAGUAACAAUGGCUUCCAUUUACGAACACAAUCAACAAAAAGGUGUGAUGCUUGUUUCAGUGCACGCUAUUGGUUCACGAAACCCCAUGACAAGGCUGGCCAGACGUCUUGUUUUGAAAGGCCUCCAUGUCACCCUCGCCAUCAAUGACCUUGCCCUAAAAAACCACUCCUCCAUCGUCGGUGGCGUACACCUCGAGUAUUUUUCCGACGGCCUACCUGAAGAUCACGAUCGACUUAACGGAGACAUAGAUAUCUUCAUGAGCUCACUGCGUAGGUUUGGACCCGGAAACCUCUCCGCCUUAAUCGGAUCAUGUGGUCGAAAAUUCUCAUGUGUUAUAACCAUGCCUUUUCUUCCUUGGGCGGCUGACGUCGCGGCGGAGCUUGGGUUACCCUGCGCCAUGGUUUGGAUCCAAGCGUGUACAGUUUACCAGAUAUUUAACUGUUUUUACAAUCGAAUCAAUGAAUUCCCAACUGAAAAUAACCUUGAAAAUAUGGUCGUGAAUUUGCCUGGGGUUCCAUCGCUACGAGCGGAGGAUCUCCCGUCUUUCGUUCUUCCGGCGAAUACGAUGUCAACGUUCGAUAGCAUAUUGAAGGAAGUCUUUUGUAACAUUCACAAGUACAAAUGGGUGUUGGGGAAUUCGUUCAUGGAGCUUGAGAAAGAUGUGAUAAAAGCAGUGAAUGACGCCGGACUUCCGUUUUGGCCUGUAGGACCGAUUGUUCCGGCGAUCUGUUUAGGGGAGGAAGACACGAUCGACGGCGAUCUCAAGGGUUUAACUCUGUUUAAAUCCCCCGGCGAGAGUAAUUGUUUGGAAUGGUUAGACAAACACCCGCCGGCGUCAGUUGUUUAUAUCUCAUUCGGAACACUCCUGUUUUUAUCCCGGAAACAAAUAGAAAGCAUAGCAACUGGUCUGAAAAGUUCGAAGCGACCAUUUCUCUGGGUGGUGAAGCUGCCGGAAAAUCAAGAAACUCAAAAAGUUGAGAUCUUGGAAGAGAUCAAGGAACAGGGAUUGAUCAUGAGUUGGAGCCCACAAACAGCAGUGUUGUCACAUCCAUCAGUUGGGUGUUUUAUAAGUCACUGUGGGUGGAACUCACUGAUUGAAACUAUAACAGCCGGUGUUCCGAUGAUUGCUUGUCCACAGUGGACUGAUCAGCCAACGAAUGCAAAGCUUGUUACCGAUGUUUGGAGAAUCGGUGUGAAACUAAAGAAGAAUGUAGAAGGACUUUUUGAUGGGGAAGAAUUAGAAAGAUGCGUGGAAGAGGUUCUGACUGGGUCUGGAUCGGAGGAAUUCAGAAAGAACGCGGCGGAAUUGAAAAGGGCGGCGUGUGAGGCGGUGGCAGAUGGUGGCUCGUCGGACAAGAACAUUGAGUUGUUUGUAGACGGAGUGUCUUCUUCUUGCUCAUGAAAUUUAUGUAUGCAAUGCGAUGGUGUGCUUUCUGCAAUGAGGAUCUCUAGAGAAGUUAAGUUGAAGUCAUAACUUAAAGGCUCGAUUUAGAUUAAACAAAGGAGCUCAAAAGGGAAUAGAGGCAGCACAAUCUGGAAGAAAGGAAGAAUAAAAAGAUGUGAUUUGUAUCUUUUGUAUUUGUAAUUUUUCAAUCUGUGCGUCAAUUGUAAUUUAGCUUGUUUUUUUAAUUAAAGAUGUAUUUUAUUUCAUUUAUAAUGUGAAAUUUAAAAAAUUGAUGAAAUUAUAUAUAAAAUAUAUAUUUAUUA